This is a messenger RNA of Penicillium vulpinum, 1530 nucleotides long. Its product is annotated as NAD(P)/FAD-dependent oxidoreductase. NCBI's taxonomy places the organism in Eukaryota, Fungi, Ascomycota, Eurotiomycetes, Eurotiales, Aspergillaceae. The record is from RefSeq and is a predicted model, not a curated record. Gene Ontology annotation, molecular function: oxidoreductase activity. The transcript is spliced from 2 exons. Gene Ontology annotation, cellular component: cytoplasm. The coding region runs from base 1 to 1530 and encodes 509 amino acids.
AUGCCCUUCGCUACAGAUAUUCUGAGUGACCCUUCGGUCCCAGCCUCUGCUAGACAGCAAGCUCUCAACCGCAUCCAUUCCGACCCAGGCAUCCCCCAGACUUUGACGACCUCGUCCUUCUGGACUCUGUCUCCACACGACUUCAGCCAGGGAGCUGCAAAGUUUCUACCCAAGGAAGCUGAUAUUGUUAUUAUCGGAUCUGGUGUUACAGGAGCAUCCAUUGCACGAACCUUGCUCCAGAACCGCGCUUCAAACUCCUCUUCUGGCUCCCAUCCAUCUAUUGUCAUGCUCGAGGCUCGCACAGUUUGCAGUGGUGCAACCGGCCGCAAUGGAGGUCACAUCCUGGAGACAGCAGAUGAGUAUUGCGAAUUCGCUGAUGUCUUUGGCGAUGAUGCCGCGCGUAAGCUUCUCCGCUUCCGACUGGGCCAUCUGGAGGAGAUGCUCGCUGUCGCAGAAGAGCUUGGAAUCACUACAGAGGCGCAAGCACGGAAGGUCCAGUUCCUGAGCGUUUACUUCGGCGAAGAGCCUUGGAAGGCGGCGUUAGAGCGAAUGCACCGUUUCAAGGAAGGGAUGCCAGAGGAAGCUGCUGAGUGGAAGUCCUACGAGGGAGACGAUGUCCUAAGUGACUUCCAUUUGGCUCGUGCCCGAGGCGUCAUCGCCGGCCCCGCAGGCGCCCUUUGGCCCUACAAAUUCGUUACCGGUGUCCUCAAUCGUCUCCUUGAAGACUUCCAGGAUGAUUUCCGCGUCGAGGAAAAUACACCCGUGACCGCUAUCCACGACGAGACUUCCACCACCGGUCCGAGAUACAAGGUCGAAACAAGCAGAGGCACUAUCACCGCCCGCCACGUUAUCCACUGCACGAAUGCCCAUGUCAGCCACCUGGUACCCGGCUUCCGGGGUCGAAUCUUCCCCGUGCGCGGACAGAUGUCCGCUCAAACUCCCGGUGACAACUUCCCCAACCAAGCAGCGGAUCAUUCCUGGCUAUUUAACUACGACCGCGGGUUUGACUACAUGACCCAGCUACCGGCGGGGCAAAUGAUGCUCGGCGGAGGAUUUGCGCAGGCCGAAGCCGGCGGUCUAGCGGAUCUAGGCGUCUCAACGGACUGCGAUCUUAGUCUCUACAUUGACAUCCACUUGUCUGGGGCCCUGCGUGCUAUCUUCGGAGGCAAAGACUGGGGCAGCGUGCAAGGCGACGCAGUGCAGGCGAUGUGGACUGGUAAUAUGGCGUUCAGCUCCGAUGGGUUCCCCUGGGUAGGACAGUUGCCUGGAGCUGUGACAGGUCGGUCCGAGCAUGGGUCUGAAGGGGCCGAGUGGGUUUGUGCUGCAUUUGGUGGGGAAGGUAUGGUUCAGGCUUGGCUUAGUGGUAAAGCGGUGGCGACUAUGUUGCUAGCGCAGGAUGCUUCGCUGAGUGAGAAUGUCAGUGCGGAUCUUUCGUGGUUCCCUGAGCAGCUGCUCGUAUCGGAGGCGAGGUUUGCUGAGGCUGUUUUGCCGAAAGAAGUCAAUGAUGACGUGCAUAAGGCGAAUCUUUAG